Messenger RNA from Drosophila novamexicana, 1821 nucleotides. RefSeq names its product serine--tRNA ligase, cytoplasmic (gene SerRS). The record is from RefSeq and is a predicted model, not a curated record. Lineage: Eukaryota; Metazoa; Arthropoda; Insecta; Diptera; Drosophilidae. Bases 173 to 1678 code for a protein of 501 amino acids. The transcript has a single exon. Gene Ontology annotation, biological process: seryl-tRNA aminoacylation. Gene Ontology annotation, cellular component: cytosol. Gene Ontology annotation, molecular function: serine-tRNA ligase activity; tRNA binding; ATP binding.
CAAAGUUAAAGCUUUAGUACAGCUAAAUAACAGCUGCCGGUGACAAGUAACAGUUACUCCGUUACAGUAACUCAGUCAAUUCGCAUCUCUAUAGCCGCCACGUUGUGAUAAACGCCGACACAACGAAACGCUGACGAAAUCCGCUGUGCAAAUUAAGUAAAAAGCGUAAAAAAUGGUUUUGGAUUUAGAUUUGUUUCGUAGCGACAAGGGUGGCAAUCCCGAUGCGGUGCGCGAUAAUCAAAAGAAACGCUUCAAAGAUGUCGCCCUGGUUGAGACAGUCAUCGAAAAGGACACCGAAUGGCGUCAGCGACGUCAUCGCGCUGACAACCUGAACAAGGUGAAGAAUGUCUGCAGCAAGGUAAUUGGCGAGAAAAUGAAGAAGAAGGAGCCUGUCGGUGCCGAGGGCGAGGAGGUGCCAGCCGCUGUUCGCGCCGAUCUGACUCAGGUCACAGCCGAAACGCUGCAGCCGCUGACGGUUAAUCAAAUCAAACAGCUGCGCUUACUCAUCGACGAUGCGAUGACUGAGAACCAGAAAGCAUUGGAGCUGGCCGAGCAAACACGUAACACGGCGCUGCGCGAGGUGGGCAAUCAUUUGCACGAAUCUGUGCCCGUUUCCAACGACGAGGAUGAAAACCGCGUAGAGCGCACCUUUGGCGAUUGUCAGAAACGCGGCAAGUACUCGCAUGUGGAUCUCAUUGUUAUGAUCGACGGCAUGAAUGCCGAGAAGGGUGCCGUGGUAUCGGGUGGACGCGGUUACUUCCUAACUGGCGCAGCGGUGUUCCUGGAGCAGGCCCUAAUACAACAUGCUCUGCAUCUGCUCUAUGCACGUGACUAUGUGCCGCUGUACACACCCUUCUUUAUGCGCAAGGAGGUUAUGCAGGAAGUGGCCCAACUGUCGCAGUUCGAUGAGGAGCUCUACAAGGUUGUGGGCAAGGGCAGCGAACGUGCCGAGGAGAGCGGCACCGAUGAGAAAUACCUGAUAGCCACCUCUGAGCAGCCCAUUGCGGCCUAUCAUCGCGAUGAGUGGCUGCCGGAGGCAUCAUUGCCCAUUAAAUAUGCCGGCCUGUCCACUUGCUUCCGUCAGGAGGUGGGCUCACAUGGACGCGAUACGCGCGGCAUUUUCCGUGUGCAUCAGUUCGAGAAGGUCGAACAGUUUGUGUUGACCUCGCCGCACGACAACAAAUCUUGGGAAAUGAUGGACGAAAUGAUUGGCAAUGCCGAGCAGUUCUGCCAAUCGCUGGGCAUUCCCUACCGUGUGGUCAACAUCGUGUCCGGUGCGCUCAAUCAUGCUGCCUCAAAGAAACUCGAUCUGGAGGCCUGGUUUGGCGGCAGUGGCGCCUACAGAGAGCUGGUCUCCUGUUCCAAUUGCCUGGACUAUCAGGCCCGUCGUCUCCUCGUGCGCUAUGGCCAAACAAAGAAGAUGAACGCCGCCGUCGACUAUGUGCACAUGCUGAACGCCACAAUGUGCGCGGCGACACGUGUCAUUUGCGCCAUACUCGAAACCCAUCAGACUGAGACAGGCAUCAAGGUGCCUGAGCCUCUUAAGAAAUUCAUGCCGAGCAAGUAUCAGGACGAGAUUCCGUUUGUCAAGCCAGCACCAAUCGAUCUGGAACAGGCCGCCGCCGACAAGCAGAAGACGAAGAAAGAGAAGACCAAGAAGGAUCCGGCUGCUGCCUAAAUCCUGCCUAAUCCACUAGCCGCCCGCUCUCGCUCCAUACUCAGCAUAAACUAAGCUUUCAAGUCCAAAAUUGUGUUAUUACUCCUUAUGUAUAUUUAUUGCAUUUAUUGCAAACGUUUUGUAAUUAAAUCGGAACAACUUGC